Molecule: messenger RNA, 5697 nt
Organism: Nothoprocta perdicaria
Lineage: Eukaryota; Metazoa; Chordata; Aves; Tinamiformes; Tinamidae
Gene: WASHC4
Product: WASH complex subunit 4
Exons: 34
Coding region: 41-3562 (1173 amino acids)
Biological process (GO): endosomal transport; endosome organization
Cellular component (GO): WASH complex; endosome
Source: RefSeq, a predicted model, not a curated record
CGGCAGGGGAGGGGGAUCCGCCGGGCGGGCGGCCGGGGCCAUGGCGCUGGAGACCCUCUCCCCGGACUGGGAGUUCGACCGCCUCGACGACGGCUCGCAGAAAAUCCACGCUGAAGUGCAGUUGAAGAAUUAUGGGAAGUUUCUUGAGGAGUAUACAUCUCAGCUGAAGAGAAUUGAAGAUGCUUUGGAUGACUCAGUUGGAGAUGUUUGGGACUUCAGUCUUGAUCCCAUUGCAUUAAAGCUUUUGCCAUAUGAACAGUCUUCUCUGUUGGAGCUCAUAAAGACAGAAAACAAGGUUCUGAACAAAGUAAUAACUGUUUAUGCAGCCCUUUGCUGUGAGAUCAAGAAAUUAAAGUAUGAGGCGGAAACUAAAUUUUAUAAUGGMCUCUUGUUUUAUGGAGAAGGAGCCACAGAUUCCAGCAUGGUGGAGGGAGAUUGCCAAAUMCAGAUGGGAAGAUUUGUUUCUUUCUUGCAGGAGUUAUCUUGCUUUGUUACCCGGUGUUAUGAAGUGGUGGUGAAUGUUGUGCAUCAGUUGGCUGUUCUCUAUACCAGCAACAAGAAUGCACCAAAAAUUAUAGAGACGUCGGGAGUUCAUUUUCAGACAAUGUAUGAGCACCUGGGGGAAUUGCUGAUGGUGUUAAUCACCCUGGAUGAAAUAAUUGACAAUCAUGCCACUCUCAAAGAUCACUGGACUAUGUACAAGAGAUUGCUGAAAUCUGUUCAUCACAACCCUUCAAAGUUUGGGAUUCAAGAAGAUAAAUUGAAACCGUUUGAAAAGUUGCUGUUGAAACUGGAAUGCCAGUUACUGGAUGGAAUGAUAUUUCAGGGCUGUAUAGAACAACAGUUUGAUUCCAUAAAUGGUGGCGUGUCCGUGUCAAAGAACAGCACAUUUGCUGAAGAAUUUGCUCAUACCCUGCGCACAAUUUUUGCAAACAUUGAAACGAAACUUGGUGAACCUUCAGAAAUAGAYCAGAGGGAUAAAUAUGUAGGAAUCUGCGGCCUCUUCGUGUUGCAUUUUCAGAUUUUUCGGACCAUAGACAAGAAAUUUUACAAGUCGCUGUUAGAUGUCUGCAAGAAGGUACCAGCCAUCACAUUAACUGCUAACAUUAUAUGGUUUGCUGAUAACUUUCUGGUUCAGAAGACACCAGCAGCUGCAAAACUUCUGGAUAAGAAAAGYAUCCAUGCAGUUAAAAUGCAAAGGGAGAAUUUUCUACAGCAAAAGGCGCAGUCACUCACCAAAGACAUGCAGUCGUAUUACGUCUUUGUGAGCUCGUGGAUGACAAAAAUGGAAUCGCUGUURACGAAGGAGCAACGGAUGGAUAAGUUUGCUGAAGAUCUUUCUCACCGCUGCAAUGUCUUCAUUCAGGGUUUUCUUUAUGCAUACAGUCUUAGCACCAUCAUUAAGACCACAAUGAAUCUCUACAUGUCAAUGCAAAAACCUAUGACCAAAACAUCAGUGAAAGCUCUGUGCAGACUUGUGGAACUUCUCAAGGCAAUAGAGCACAUGUUUUACCGAAGGAGUAUGGUUGUGGCAGACUCGGUGACACACAUCACCCAGCAUCUGCAGUACCAGGCUCUUCACUCUAUUUCUAUAGCUAAGAAAAGAGUCAUUUCUGAUAAGAAGUACAGCGAACAACGCCUGGAUGUUCUCUCUGCUUUGGUGUUGGCUGAGAACACCCUCAACGGACCCUGCACGAAACAGAGGCGCCUCAUAGUUUCCCUUGCGUUGAGUGUGGGAACGCAGAUGAAAACUUUUAAAGAUGAAGAACUCCUUCCCCUUCAGUUAGUUCUGAAAAAGCUAGACUUGAUCAGUGAGCUUGUGGAGCGCGUUCAAGCACAAUGUGACUGUUGUUUCUUAUACUGGCAUCGAGCAGUCUUCCCGAUCUACUUAGAUGACGUCUAUGAAAAUGCUGUUGAUUCUGCUAGACUGCAUUAUAUGUUUAGUGCACUACGAGACUGUGUACCUGCUAUGAUGCACGCAAGACACUUGGAAUCCUAUGAGGUUCUUCUGGAAUGCUACGACAAAGAAAUCAUGGAAGUGCUCAAUGAGCACCUGCUGGACAAAUUAUGUAAAGAGAUAGAAAAAGACCUACGCCUGUCAGUUCAUACACACCUAAAACUUGAUGACAGAAAUCCCUUCAGAGUUGGUAUGAAGGAUCUAGCUCAUUUCUUCUUUCUGAACCCGAUACGUUUUUUCAAUCGCUUCAUUGACAUAAAAGCUUAUGUGACACACUAUUUGGACAAGACCUUCUACAACUUAACAACUGUAGCUCUUCAUGACUGGGCUACCUAUAGUGAAAUGAGAAACCUAGCAACUCAGCGAUAUGGUUUGAACAUGACUGAAGCACAUCUUCCCAGCCAGACUCUGGAACAGGGUCUGGAUGUUUUGGAAAUCAUGAGAAAUAUUCAUGUUUUUGUGUCUCGCUACCUCUACAAUCUGAAUAAUCAGAUAUUCAUUGAAAGAACUAGUAAUAACAAACACUUGAACACUAUCAAUAUCCGGCAUAUUGCUAAUUCAAUCCGAACUCACGGAACAGGCAUCAUGAACACAACAGUGAACUUCACUUACCAAUUCUUGAGGAAAAAGUUUUAUAUCUUUAGCCAGUUCAUGUAUGAUGAGCAUAUCAAAUCCAGGCUUAUCAAAGACAUCAGAUUCUUCAGGGAAGUCAAGGAUCAAAAUGAUCACAAGUAUCCCUUUGAGAGAGCAGAUAAAUUCAACCGAGGCAUCAGAAAACUUGGAAUGACCCCGGAUGGCCAAAGUUACCUUGACCAGUUCAGACAACUCAUAAGUCAAAUCGGCAAUGGGAUGGGUUACGUGCGAAUGAUAAGAUCUGGUGGACUUCAUUGCUGUAGCAGUGCAAUUAGGUUUGUUCCUGAUCUGGAAGAUAUUGUUAAUUUUGAAGAGCUAGUGAAAGAAGAAGGGCUCUCAGAAGAAACCCAAAAAGCAGCAAGGCAGCUGGACUCCGUGCUCGGCGAUCUCACGCGCAACUUUGCGGAGGGAACGGAGUACUUCAAAAUGCUGGUGGACGUCUUUGCGCCCGAGUUCCGCAGCCCGAAGAACAUGCACCUGCGCAACUUCUACAUCAUCGUGCCCCCGCUGACCCUCAAUUUUGUAGAACAUUCAAUCAGCUGCAAGGAGAAACUGAAUAAGAAGAACAAAAGUGGAGCAGCUUUCACUGAUGAUGGAUUUGCCAUGGGAGUGGCUUAUAUUCUGAAGCUUUUGGAUCAGUACCAGGAGUUUGAUUCGCUGCACUGGUUCCAGUCUGUUCGAGAGAAAUACGUGAAGGAAAUCAGAGCAGUAGCUAAACARCAGAAUGUGCAGUCCACUAAUCAAGACGAAAAACUGCUGCAAACUAUGAACUUGACCCACAAGCGCCUGGAAGUUUGCUUGCAGGAAUUUGAACUGCUUUAUUUCUCACUAAGCAGUGCAAGAAUAUUUUUCCGAGCAGAUAAAACUGCAGCAGAAGAAAACCAGGAAAAGAGAGAGAAAGAAGAGGAAUCUGUUAAGGGAAGCAACGGAGAUCUUGCCAGCUCCGCGCCUGCCGAUCCUGUUGUGAAAUGAUAAAUCCGGUCUGCUGUGCGUSCACAGAAGUCAGGAAACCCCCCGAGCCACGAGGGAACUGCCAGCAGCUCUUCCUCCUGCGACCAGACACUGUGUGAGGGGUGUCUGUUCCUGCCAAGUGAUCUUACCCACCAGGACUCCGGCGUGCCUAACUGCAGGUUGCAGCCUCCCAUCGGUCUUUCCUUGCCUUUGUAGGUCUGUUGUUUUUCCUGUGCUCUUCAUACAGUUUUACCUGCCUGACCAUUAACAAUAAUUGCACUGCAGAUUUCGGAAGCUGCUCAACACUGUGAGAACUCUGUAGAAAUUUAACAUCUUUUAACGCCUGCAAGUAGAAAUUUCUAUACUGUGCAAGAGUUACUCAGAUUCCUGACUUGAACAGGUAGCUAGACUUAGCUUAAAAAUGAGUGCCAGUUUCAUUAAAAGAUACAAUUGUGUUUCAGUGUCCCAGAGUAUAAAACAAGGACUUACUAGCUAGAAUAAACACUCCAGUCAGCCUGAGAUUCACUUUUUUUCUUCCUUUUUGGCCUUUGACKGUACAAUUAGGCUGUAAUUGCCAGCUUCUUUCAUCUCUUCUAAUGACAAAAAAAGAUGAGGUUUUAAGGUAUGUGGUUCCAAUUGCUCUACCCUUGGCUUCCUGAUUAAGAUGAUUCYUGGGAUCCUUGAUAUGUCCUUUUCUGCCGGUCCCUUUAACUCUCAGAAAACCAGAGAUCUUCUGUUGCAACUGGAGAGGCCAGGCUCAUGUGCAAGUCCCUUUGGUGAAAACACGACUGUUGAAAUCCGCUUGAGUUCCUGCAGGCUUUCAGUUUUGAUUCAUUAUCCUUGCAGAGAGACUGCCCUAAGAAGGCUGCGUUCCCUGCCUAACUUUAGGGUGUUUCUCGUGACACCGGCGUGCCGGAGCCUUCCCGCGUGCCCCACACCGCUGGUGGGCUGGUCCAUGGCUCGGCAGAAUGGGCUGCACGUGUUGAUUCCCAYGGGACUGGCUUGCUGGCUACCGUGUACAGUCGGUCAGGGCUUUGCCUGUGCUCUGUGAAACCUGCAGCUCUCCUUCCCCUCGUUUUUUUCCUUUUGAGGCCCCCCUCUCAGACAGGGGGUAAUUUGCAGCUAUCCCUGAGCUCUGCGUUUUCGUCACGUGCGGUCAGAAACCCGCGUGGUUCUGGUGGGGGAAAUUCUACAAGACACAAGCUUAUUUUUAUAGAACGCUUUUUAGAUCGGGGGCCCUGAAUGUAUCCUAUAUGGCCAAAUUAACAAAGAAAUAUAUAUAUGCGCACUCAUAAAUAUGUACAGUGAUAAAGAACUAUUCUUGCUAAUACCAGGUUGUAGUUAUUGUAUUUAAACAGAGAACUUUGUCAUGUAGCAAAUAGGUGCAGGAAGCUCUGUGCUAUCUGCAGUACAAGGAGGGCCCCAGUUUUAGAUGUCCUGUGUGGUAACGACACGUGCAUUUAACCCUUGCUGCGGUGCCACUGCGGGAGCCAUCUGCAUUGCUUUUGCCUUCCUGCGCUGAUUAGAGGAACAAACUGGACCCUGACUAGUUGUCUGGAGAAGUGAGGAUGGAGUCAAAACAAAGGUAACUAACCCAAAGCUCUGGAGAUUCAAAACAAAGGUAACUAACCCAAAGCUCUGGAGAUUCAAAACAAAGGUAACUAACCCAAGGCUCUUGCUUGCUCACACUUCCCAGAGGAGGUAAAGGCAGAGGGUUUGUGGCAGGGGGUAGUUCUGCUCUCUGGCCCUCUCCCCAGGCAGAAGGGGCUCGAGGCCCGUCCGUGUCCCGACAAAGCGACCGCCCCUGCUGCCCUCCCGCGCUGUCCCCUGGCCGYGUCCGGAGCGGGGCCGGGCCCCUGCGUCCCCUUCCGCGCUUGUUCCGCUGCCAGCCCCACAGCCAAGGGCCGGGCCGGGGCUGCCCCACAUGCUCCAUGGGCCGCCCCACGUGCCCUGUGGGGUGCCCAAGUGCCYGCCUGGCAGAGGGCCCCGCAGCAGUGCCCCAGUUAGAGGUAACCUGGAGUGAAUUUCAGCAAGGACCRUUCCAGCUUCUCAGGUACAAAGGACCAAAUGUAACCCUUAGGUUUCCUAACUCCUUGUACAAAAGGGUAUUUUGUUACCUCAGUCUCUUUGGUUCUGUGAGUACACUCUGUACAUAA